Messenger RNA from Aspergillus wentii DTO 134E9, 732 nucleotides. RefSeq lists its product as uncharacterized. NCBI's taxonomy places the organism in Eukaryota, Fungi, Ascomycota, Eurotiomycetes, Eurotiales, Aspergillaceae. Bases 1 to 339 code for a protein of 112 amino acids. The transcript has a single exon. The record is from RefSeq and is a predicted model, not a curated record.
AUGUCGUUCUUCACGCUAUUAGCCUCGGGCGCGAUAGAAGCGAAAGAGAGGGAACUGGGACAUGAGAUUGACGUCGUUCGCGAACCGGUGCUCUGCAUGGAGAUCCUCGCGAACAGCUACCUCAAAUCUCCCUUGUCCAAGGCGUUAGCUGAUAUCUUGAAGGUCACACGCGGCGCUACGAGUACAUUCACAAACACCUGUCCCAGAGGCGAGGUGCACACCCGGUUCCUGACAGAAUUGUCCCAGGACUUCUCCUUCGAAAAGGAUGCGAUGAAGUAUCUGGAUAGAAUGCUCACUCAAUUCGUGGACUUCCCUCAAAGACGUCAAGGUCGAUACUGAUCAGAAAAUAGACUUCAUUGUGGCAGCAAGCUGGGUUCCCUGUGAAAAGAACAGGAUCGCUGUAUGAAACAGUCAUGCUUCAGAUUAGAUUGUACCUUAUCGAGAUCGGACCCAGUCCUUCAAGCAGGCUGCCGGCCAGAGUGACGCUGAGAAGAAGACCACGCUGGAACUUCAGUAUACCAUCGAAAUCUGCAAGUUGGUAGAGCGAAGGUAUCUUCAGUGCAGGGAAAAUUUGGAUGAGGCGUUCCGAUGCAUCGAUCGGUCUGGGGUUGACGAGUUUCGGAGGAAGGCGAUAAAGUCGAUGUAUGCGGAUGCGCGUUAGGCAUCGGUUGGGAUAGUCUUAGAUUAGUACUGUGCUCAAUCUAUUCAAGGAAUCCAUCAUUCCGUUCUGAG